Molecule: messenger RNA, 330 nt
Organism: Ostreococcus lucimarinus CCE9901
Lineage: Eukaryota; Viridiplantae; Chlorophyta; Mamiellophyceae; Mamiellales; Bathycoccaceae
Gene: Rpl17r
Product: Ribosomal protein L17-like protein
Exons: 3
Coding region: 1-330 (109 amino acids)
Biological process (GO): translation
Cellular component (GO): ribosome; large ribosomal subunit
Molecular function (GO): structural constituent of ribosome
Source: RefSeq, a predicted model, not a curated record
AUGCGUAGCUCUACUUUAAGGAUUUUGGCUAGUCAACUGGUCACUAAAGGUAAAGUGACGACGACACUUGCAAAGGCGAUGGAGGUUAGAAAACUAGCUGAUAGGUUGAUAAGUAUGUCGAAGCAGGGGUCAGUUGACGCGAGACGUAGAAUUAGAGCCUACCUCGACACAGAUGAAGCUCACACAAAAGUGUCGGUAGAGUUAGCUGGAAGAUACAUGGAUCAGCAAGGAGGCUACACACGUGUGACGCGUAGUAAAAGACGAAGUGGAGACGGAGCGCAGCUUGCAGUCGUAGAGUUCGUACCGAGCGAGAGAAGCAAAACCUUUUAA